AUGAAUGCAUGUAAAAUUACGGGGUUCUUCGUGGCAGCGAAGGCUGUCCAAUAUCUCAUUGUGUUCUGUACUCCUGUGGAUCAAUUUGAUACCUCGACUAAGCUUUUUCUAGCACAAUAUGUUGCCGAAAAGGAGAUUGAAACUUGGAUAAAUGUGCGCUUCUGGAACAAGCUCUUAGCAUGGGACGCUGUCUUCUUUCUGAAAACUGCAAUGACCAAUGCGAGACCAGAGUUUGAGCACGAAAAUGCGUUUUCCAGCCUGUGGUCCCUGAUAUUGAGGAGCGCCUCUCGAGACAGCACGAACAUUUAUACCAUACUGAAAACCGGUGUCAUUAUCGAGAAUCUCCUUCACUAUGGGGCUGCCGCGCUCUUAUACCAAUUGACUCUCAAAACUUUUGAAUCGAAUGUUUUGAAAUCUCACCACAUUCAUAAUUUGGCCAAGCUCUCUACUAUUCUCUUCAUUGCAAGCAGUGCCGCAGGUUUUUGCUUGGGGGUUUAUUCAGAGCCCUUGUCGACAUUCUUUACACUUUUAGGAAUGAUUUGUCGCGAACGCACAAUCCAUUUCGACGUUUAUGGCAACUUGAGAAUAUGCUGGUUGAAAUGGCCAUUGUAUGCCAUCUUUUCUACGGCUUGCUUCACUGUGGCAUUUAUUAACAGACCUAUCUGUAUUAUACUGGGCUCUUAUUACCUAUUCGAUCUGUUUUAUCUUAUAAAAGCAAGGCAAUAUAAACAAGCGAUGUUCAUGCCGUGCGUCAGCGGUUGCUGUAUGUUCGUUAUCUUUCUUUAUCACCAAUACUACCUGCCAUUCCAGGUAUAUUGUCCAGAGAGGGGAGAGUGGUGUCUAAAUACAAUUUUUGACCUGCCAGUAAGUUAUAGAUCCUUGUACUCUUAUAUUCAAGAUUACUACUGGAACAAUGGAAUACUGCGCUACUGGACACUGAACAAUAUCCCUAAUUUCCUUUUUGCAUUGCCCAAUGUUGUUGUUAUGUGGUAUGCCACGGUUUACUUUUCACACCAAUACCCCUGCUUUAAUUUGAAAUCGUUAGUGUUUAUGAGUAGAGUCUUCCUCAUCAUCAUGGCUUUUUUUGCCCACACGCAAGUUAUCAACAGAGUCUCAACUUUCAUUCCAUUACAUUUAUGGUACGUGGCUGACCGCAUCAAUAAACUAUACCAAGGCAAAGACACACCAAUGAAAGGUGAUGACAAGCUCAUCAGAUACUAUGUUGGCUGGUUAUUAUUUUGGAUUCCUUUACAAACUGCAUUGUAUGCCUCUUUUCUUCCACCGGCCUGA
Messenger RNA from Lachancea dasiensis, 1290 nucleotides. NCBI's taxonomy places the organism in Eukaryota, Fungi, Ascomycota, Saccharomycetes, Saccharomycetales, Saccharomycetaceae. The record is from the annotation of a GenBank genome assembly.